Molecule: messenger RNA, 3258 nt
Organism: Penicillium verhagenii
Lineage: Eukaryota; Fungi; Ascomycota; Eurotiomycetes; Eurotiales; Aspergillaceae
Product: putative PHD finger domain protein
Exons: 2
Coding region: 1-3258 (1085 amino acids)
Biological process (GO): regulation of transcription by RNA polymerase II
Source: RefSeq, a predicted model, not a curated record
AUGGCGCCCAUGUCCAGACCCUCUCUUUCAGGCAGGCCCUCACGGUCCACCCCCAAAUCUUCCAUGAAAGCUUCGCGCAGAAUUGUGGAGUCACCUGAAGAAUCUUCUGUGAGGAGGCGCAGGUAUGUGCCCGGCGGCCCUGGGGGAGGUGGACGGUUCAUCGACAUGAAUGGCAAUGAAGUCGAAGAAUUCGAAGAGAUGAGUCCCCCAAAGAGGAAUAAUGGCACCCCGAGACGAAACUCCACAAGCGCACGAGGUCGCCCCCCGCGCGACAAUCAUUUACACCAUGCCCCACCGCCCAUUGUACCAACAACACCGCCAUCUGUGACGCGUCCGCGACGAGACAAGAGCCAAAAUCGCGGUCGCUUUACCUCAUCAACAGCCGCCGCUCUCGCCUUACAACAGGGCGAUGGAUACAAACCACGAGAGGAGCGGGGUUGGGAGGAGUUUCAUCCAGACUUAGACAUUGAUGGCAGACUUGCUGUUUUUACGGCAGAGGAGGUGGACACGGUUGAUCCUGUUGCCAACCAGCGGACUUUGGAGGCACUGGCCGGUGCCUGGGGCCUUGAUGGCUCGGGCUCACCCAUGCUCCUCUCGCCCGAUAUGCCGUCACCCGUUCCAUUUAAGCGCAGACCGGGGCGCCCCCCACGUCGCCCAGAAGCGAUACUCAAUGCUUUGCUUGCGCAACAGGGACCGAAGGUGAUCCCGCCCCCAGGACCCAAUCCUCGAGAAAAACUCACCCUGCCGAAGCCGUCUUUCCGAUUGCAAGACCCUUUCACCUUUUAUGAGAAGAAGGGCGUUGGCCAACAGAACUACGUUGAUCGAACAAUGGCCAAUGUCGGAUAUCAAGAAAGCGACCUCUUUCUCCGCCACGACCGACGUUUCAUUCGCAUGACAGAAGGCGCGCAAGAAGAUGAUAUGGAUAUCAUUCAACCGGCUGUGUCAGAGGGCGAUGUUAAUGCCACAAGUGGAAGAGUGGAGUACGAUAUGGAUGAACAGGAUGAGAAAUGGUUGGACGAUCAUAACUCUAAGCGUAGAGAUGACCAGCUCGAGCCCAUCAAGCCUGCCAUAUUCGAAAUCACUAUGACCAAGAUCGAAAAGGAAUGGCAUGCGCUUGAGAAGAGGAUUCCCAAACCGAAUCCCAAACCUCCACAAACCCAACGUCCUCGUUCCAGCUCUGCCGCUGCGGUCAAUGGAGAGACUGCGGGACCCGGAGAAGAACAGGAUAGCAAGUGUGCCAUCUGUGAUGAUGGUGACUGUGAAAAUUCCAAUGCGAUUGUCUUCUGCGAUGGCUGUGACCUGGCGGUCCAUCAAGAAUGCUAUGGUGUUCCCUUCAUCCCCGAAGGUCAGUGGCUUUGCCGGAAAUGCCAGUUACUUGGGCGAGGCACUACCAACUGUAUUUUCUGCCCCAACACCGAGGGUGCAUUUAAACAAACCACUUCCUCAAAAUGGGCCCAUUUGCUGUGUUCCAUUUGGAUUCCCGAGGUUUCAAUCGGAAAUCCGUCGCUCAUGGAACCUAUCACAGAUGUUGAAAAGGUACCACGCAGUCGGUGGAAGUUGAUGUGUUACAUUUGCAAACAGAAAAUGGGUGCUUCGAUUCAGUGCAGUAACAAGAGUUGCUUCGUUGCAUUUCAUGUUUCGUGUGCACGCCGAGCACAACUGUACCUGAAGAUGAAGAUUGGCCACGGAUUGAUGGAUUCCCAUCUUCUCAAGGCAUUUUGCGAUAAGCAUGUGCCGCCAGACUGGCGCUUGGAACAUGGCACUGAUGCUGCUACGGCCGAUGCGAUUGAAUACUACCGCAAUACCAUGGAUGGUAAACGGUGGGGAGACAGUCAAGCUGCGGCGCUCUCUAUGGGACCCACGCUUACUGAUGAUGUGGAAGGAGAAAUUACACACACACCUCGUCUUACCUUGACAGUUAGCGGUAAUAAGCGCAAACGUGUACCCAGAACGAUUUGGAAACUACCUUCCGGGGCUCCCGUCAUCCCACAAGUUGUUCUGACUUCUGUCGUGGCAUGCCUUGGCAGGUUUACGGUUCGUGGUCGGAAGCAGUUUGCAGAAGAAGCGUGUAAGUACUGGACACUUAAACGCGAAGCACGUCGUGGAGCUGCCCUGCUCAAGAGACUCCAACUCCAACUCGAGACCUUCUCUUCUAUGGAGAUGACACGACGGGACUACGUAGCGAUGGGUGUUACUGGCCACAAACGGUUGCAGCGUCGCAUGGAGUUUGGCGAACGACUUUACAGAGACCUUGAUAAUCUCAGAAUGCUAUGCGAUGAGGUGAAGAAACGUGAGAGGGAGAAACUGAAAGACGCCGAGAUGCUUCGAAGCAUCGUGGAUAUUGUCUACUUCCCCGUAUUCCCGUUGCUGUGGCCAAUAUUUGAGAAAGCUCAAGUAUUGGACGGAAAGGGGGUCUUUGCGGCAGGACUGUUAUCGAUUCGCAAGCGGCUGGAACGGAGAUUCUAUCCAUCUGUAGCAUCUUUCUCAGCUGAUCUGGCCAGCCUUUUCACCUCAGAGAUCGGUGUAGGCCCCGCUGGCGAUACUGCAGAGCUUCAGGCGCAGAUUAGUGGCCGGGCCCCAGAACUUAGUCUGGAGCAACGAGAAAAGAGAAAGCUGGCUAAACGAAUCAUCAAAUCCAUCCAACCACACCUGGAAGAUGCGAUUCGCAAAGAGAGCGAGUUGAAUCGCAAGCCCUACGAAAAGGAGUUGAAGGAGCUGGAUGCGAUAUUUGAUCAUAGUGUGAUGUCUCGCCGAGGCGAAUCCUUGGAAAUGGAAGGGGACCAUGAUGUUGAUAUGGAUCAGGCCGAUCUCAAGCCUGACGCCAUGGAAGGAGUGGAACAAACUAUUUCCACUACCCCUACUGAGCCUGUGACUGCCGAUGAAGCCGUUUCGACCAAGGAGCUUGAAGCAGAAGAUCCUGCUGCAGAGACUACGGCCGUUGAAGAGGUCAAAUCAAACAUUAACGUUGCCUAUCAUCGCCACCCAACUCCGAUUCUGAGCGAAGAGGAUCAGCAACUGCCUCUGGCCCAGGGUGGCAUCCAGUGGUACAUGGAACCCUUCGAUCCUAUCGGCACCACCGUCCAUGAGGAACGCUGGACUGGCCGAGAUGUGAUGCGCGGGAUGAGUGAGGAGCUAAGCGAACUAGACGAAGACGAGCUCAAAGAUUUGGUGGAUGACGAGCUGGAUCCAACCAUUAAGGCACCUGACACGGGGGCAAACUCCCAGAACCUUCGUCGUACUCGUCGUUUGCGUGGUUAG